This is a messenger RNA of Zingiber officinale, 1505 nucleotides long. Its product is annotated as protein LAZY 1-like. The transcript is spliced from 4 exons. The record is from RefSeq and is a predicted model, not a curated record. Bases 165 to 1316 code for a protein of 383 amino acids. Gene Ontology annotation, biological process: regulation of auxin polar transport; gravitropism. Lineage: Eukaryota; Viridiplantae; Streptophyta; Magnoliopsida; Zingiberales; Zingiberaceae.
UUGUAAAGUUGUUUACCUUCAUCCUUCACGCCGAACAUGGAGCCCUCACCGUUGAAGGGUCGCCUACCAUUAAUGCCCAUUCCCAUUCCUCUCGCUUGCUGCUAUAUAUUUCCUUCCUCGUUCUUGUUCCCUUCCAAUCCGAAGAGCUAUAUCAGCCAGUCAAGAUGAAGCUGCUGGGUUGGAUGCAUCGGAAGUUCCGGCAGAACGGCGGCGAGGAGUUGAAGGACUCGGGAGGCGCGGCCGGCGGCACUUGUAAUCGCCACUCCGGACGUCCGUCACUGGACCUCGACCUCAACCGCCGCCGCUUCCAUUAUGACCCUUUGAAGGCGAGAAGUCUUCGCCUCCACGUUGAGGCUCUCGAUGACUGCGGCGGCGGCGGCGGCGGCGGGGAGGAUCCGAUUGUGGAGGAGUUUUUCGAGGGACUGCUCACUAUCGGAACCCUGGGAGUAGGGACGGGGCCGAUCGAGGAGAAGAGGGAGGAAGAGGAGAUGGAGGAGUUGGCGGUGACCGAGCGGGUCGACGGCAAGCCUUUGCUUGCCGCGCCGGAGGAGGUCGCGGUCGUCGCGAUCCCUGCGGCUCUGGAGGCCAUUGCGGAGAAGGAGGCGGAGGCGACGACGGAGACGGACCUGAUCAUGGUGAGCGAGGAACUGGAGAAGGUGCUGACGGCGGAGGAAGAGAAGGCCGGAGGCCGGAUGUCCUCCGCUCGCUCGAGCCACGCCGGCGCGGCGGCGUGUCCGCUCCAGGGGUUCCUCUUCGGUUUACCCGUCGAGGCGGCGGAGACGGUGCUGAUGGAGGCGGAGGCCGCUGGUGGCUCGCGGAAGGAAAGGCGGGCCUCCCUGGGGGAGCUGUUCAUGAUGAGCCGGAUCACCGAGGAAGGGGAAGCCAAGUUCGCCGGAGGCGACGACGGGGAAGGCAAGCUGACCGCGCCUGAGAUGUGUUUGACCAAGAAAAAGCCGACGAAGCAGCGGGGAAGGAAAGGAUCGCCGGUCGACGGCGCUAAUGCAUUUAACGGCUCGACCAUGGAGAAGAAGUUUCAAAAGAUCCUUCAAUUGUUCCACAAAAAAGUGCACCCCGAGAGCUCCAUCAUGUCUAAGAAACCUUCAAAGAGUGCCCGUAAAACUGAGAAAAUCUCCACUUCAAAGGCGACGAUCAGGAAAGAAAACAGUUCCAUCUCCAACUUCUCCAAUGCUCCAUCAUCGGCUUCGAGUGGCAAGAACAACAGAGGGCACUGGAUCAAGACAGAUGCAGAAUGUAAGUAUAUACACAAAUCCAUGCGAGUAUUAAUUCUUCUGAUUCUGCCAUUGAUGCAGUGCUAGUUUACUAUGAGCUUCCAGAUUUGGUGCUGGAGCUGUAGAAGAAAGGAUCAGUCUAUGAAGUGAGUGUGAGGUAUUUUGAUGGGAUUAAUAAAUUAUGCAUGUGGAUCACUUAGCUUGUUUACAACUAAAGUUUACUCUUCUGUAUCAUGUUUGAAUGUGGCCUGAAUAAACUAGUGCUUGCUUUAUUUA